GGAAAAGAAAAGCGCUGGUGAAGAGCCUGAGGGCCAAUGCGAGCAGCCAUCGGCAAUAGGCAGCAGUAGCAGACGAUGUCCAACGACGCACUGUGGGUGUCUGACGCCAUGUUGGACUCGCUCAGUAUGCAACUUCGCGAUGCGGAAGCUCGUAGAGCGGAAGCAGAACGCGCACAUCAGGAAGCUUUGGCACAGCUAAGGGGGAUGUCGUCUGGCGGUGUCGGCCGGAUAGGAGAACCGAUGGACGCCUUACAAUCGAGGGCACGCGAAUUGGAAAAGAAGGCCGCUCUUGAAACAGUCAGAUGCGAAGAGCUGCAGCUAGAACUGUCGGCGGCCUUAAAGUCCCGCCCGGGCCGAACUCCGGCCAGCGUCAGUUCCGUUAGUGGCGUCGGAAGUCUUGGUAGCACAAUUACAAGCAAUUCAUCCGCUAUGGUCAACAAUAUCGGUAGUCUGGGAAGUAUGGUUGGCAAUUCCACGAGCCUAGGAACAUCCUCCGCCCUGAGCGGCAUUGGAGGUGGUGGCGGGGGAGGUGGAAUCAGUGGUAGUGGAGGAGGAGGAGGAGGUGGAGGCGGUACUGUAACCUGGGCUCCCACGCCGACCCAGCAGCAGCAUCAGCAAGGAAGCGAAAUAGAUAGGAUUAUGGCGAAGAUUGAACAGGACAAUCGUAUAUUGGCCGAGUUAGAGCACCCGCGAACGACUGGACCAAUAAUGUCGUCAUCACUGGGAUCGGGCCUGUCCAGUACCGGUCUUAGUAUCUCCCAGCAUCAGCCCCACCUCCAGACAACUAGUUUAGCGUCUCACAUCAACAGUACGUCCGUACUUGGUGGGAUGAGCGGACUUUCCAACAGUGUUGGAACCGGCAUUCCCAACUCAAUUGGCUUCAACUCGAUAGGCGUCAGUUCAAUUGGCACCGCUGGCGUUUCCUCCAUUACAGCCGGUGUCAAUUCUAUGCAUGUCUCGUCGGUCGGAGUAACCUCAAGCGCCAGCAGCCACGCGUUAACCGAUGGGCAGUACAGUGUGCUUACAUCAUCUACUGGAAACUCUAAUCCUUACUCAGCAGCUAAUGUCUCACCACUGCCAAGUCGAGCGAAUCCACUGAGUACUACUAUGCCACCCUUAUGUCAGAGUUCUACAAUGCCCGUCCUGUCAUUGCACAAUACACACUCUGUGCCAUCGGGAUCAGCCAGUUAUACCUUAGGACUAAGCGUAGCACCCGUAGCCUCAUCGUAUACAUUUCCAACGCACUCGGCCACGACUGGAGGACUGGCGAGUGUGCUCGGCGGCGUUGGCGCGUCGGGUAUUGGAACAGGUGGAGUGUCGGGCUUGGGAGGCCUGGGAAGUGGCCUCGGAACUGGUACCGGGCUUGGCCUAAGCUCAACUAAUCCACUGUCCAGUACGUUGGGUACCAACCUAGCCAAUUUCAACACGAGUACGUCCUACUCAACGUACACCAACCCGCUGCUAGCAUCUGGUGGUAUAACCUCCAAAAUCAAACCUUUAGACGAAUUAGAUUUGCUAACACGAUACGGACAACGUGGAGGUACACCCUGUUCACCAAUUCCACCGGCCAGUUGGGGUCUGGAUAGCUUUUCCGGAAUUGACGGCGUUAAUCCGGCUUUCAUGCACACUCAGAAUCGGUCCCUCAUGGGAAUGGACCUAGACGCACGAACGCACGGUUUAACACUGAACGGUACCGGUGAACCGCAAGUGGAUAUGUUAGAUAUACCGGGAAAAGGUAGAUGUUGUGUAUUUAUAGCAAGAUUUUCCUAUGACCCGCCAGAAGUGGAAGGUUCGGAAGGUGAAUUGGCGCUAUGCGCAGGUGAUUAUUUAUUAGUCUGGGGCAACGGUGAACCACAGGGUGGUUAUCUGGAUGCCGAACUGUUAGAUGGUAGAAGGGGCCUGGUGCCCGCGUCCUUCGUGCAAAGAUUAGUAGGUGACGAUUUGUUAGAAUUUCAUCAAGCCGUGGUGUCCACGCUACGGGACGCUGAUGAUGCUCCCAUUAGCCUCGAUCCAGCGCCGAUGCCGUUGGGUAAUCCGCACGUGCCGCACACAACCGAAGACUUAGUCCGAAUUAGUGAAUCCCAUACCGACGUAGGUCAAGAGUUCGACGACGAAGCCGACACAGUUCCUGCACCGAAACACCUCACCUUGGAACGGCAAUUGAAUAAGAGCGUCCUGAUUGGCUGGACGCCACCGGAUCCUCCUGGCUGCAAUCAGAUUGAAAGCUAUCACGUGUACGUGGACGGCGUACUGAAGGUGACUGUCAAGGCGACCGAACGCACACGAGCACUGGUGGAGGGCGUAGAUUCCAAUAGACCACAUAGAAUAAGCGUACGUAGUGUAACACAAAAUCGUAGAACCUCUCGCGACGCUGCCUGCACAAUGAUCAUCGGACGUGAUACAGCACACUUAGGACCAUCGGCAGUUAGGGCUACCAACAUAACCUGCUCCAGCGCAAUAAUUUCGUGGCUACCAGCGAAUUCCAAUCAUCAACACGUGGUUUGCGUGAACAACGUGGAGGUACGAAUAGUAAAACCCGGCGUUUACAGGCACACAAUUACAGGGCUGGCUCCCAGUACACAGUACCGAGUAACGGUGCGAGCGAAACAUCUACGUGCUGCCGGUCAGACGCAAGCGCAUACUACUACGACAGCCCCUCCACCGGAAGAAGCCCCCGGAGCGUACACCGAUUUCAGAACACUGGCCAAAGGACUGCCCGAUCCUCCACAGGAAAUCCUAGUCGAGGCUGGACCCCAGGAUGGAACCCUGCUGGUAACCUGGCAACCAGUGACACGGCCACCUUCUUCCGGUCCAGUGACCGGCUAUGCCGUAUACGCGGAUGGCAAAAAAGUGACUGAUGUUGAUUCGCCCACUGGUGAUCACGCUCUGAUCGACAUCGGCAAACUGGUCGGACUCAAUCCCCGAGCAGUGACAGUGCGGACCAAAUCGCGCGACUCCCAGUCGGCGGACAGCACACCAACCAUGAUACCAAGCUUUGGAUACCCAGAAACAAAUACUGAAAAUGGACUAAACUAUCCAUCAUCAUCACAACAAUCGCAACACAAUCAAGACCAAGUGCGCCAAGCAGCCAGGAAUCGAAAUCCGGGCGGGGCCAUCCAACCGCAGCCGGGUCAUCUGCGGAAUCAGCAACGGAUGUUGAACAACCAGCAGAUGAUGAACAACCAGGGCAUGAUGAACAAUCAAAUGCAACCGAUGAACCCGAAUCAGGUGAUCGAUCACGAUGAGAACCUAAGCGACAAGGAAAUCUACCCCGGAUCGAUGCAUCAACAGGAGCGUUCACAACGCGAUUCGAACAGCAGCAGCAUUCCGGCGAUUGAAAUCACUAAAGAGACCGCCACCGACGUCACCUAUAUCAGUGACGACAGCGAGUACCAAGACGGUGCUAGCAGCGGUGGCGGAAGUGGACGUCGUCGUAGCGGCCCUCCUCCGCCACAGCAGCAACAGGGCUACCGGAAUCAAAACAUGAACAUCAACCAGCCUGGACGACAAACAAAUCCUCAAGGACCAAAUCAACCUUACUACGGUAAUCCCAAUAAAACGCAGCAGCCGCAACAGCAGAUGCCGCAGCAACAACAACAACAGCAACAGCAGCAAUCCCAAAUGGGCCGCAACUUAAACCAACCGCGACCGACGAAUCCCAACCAACCGGUGCCACCUCAAGCGCAACAGCAACGAAUGGGUGGCCCAGUGCCUGGUCAACAAAUGACACCUCAAACAAUGCCCUUUCCACCGCACUUGAUAGGAGCAUCUAAAAAGCCACGUUACUACAUGGCAGUCUACGACUACGAUCCAGCAACCAUGAGUCCAAAUCCGGACGCGUGCGAAGAAGAGUUAGCGUUCAAUGAAGGUGAUACUAUCAAAGUGUACGGAGAUAAAGAUCCGGACGGUUUCUAUUGGGGAGAGCUUCGAGGUCGACAAGGUUUUGUUCCGGAAAAUCACGUCCAAGAAAUAGAAGAUGGUGCUCACGGGGGCGGCGUCGGUCCUUCUGUGCGGGGUAUUAGCAGGGAUCGAUGGGGUGACAUAUAUGCCAACAUGCCGGUAAAACGUAUGAUUGCGCUGUAUGAUUACGACCCGCAAGAACUAAGUCCCAAUGUGGAUGCCGAGGUGGAAUUAAGUUUCCAAACCGGCGCGGUCAUACUGGUGUAUGGCGACAUGGACGAGGAUGGUUUCUAUAUGGGCGAGCUCGACGGCGUACGAGGCUUGGUGCCAUCUAACUUCCUUACUGAGGCACCGGAUCAGUACAAUAACCAAGGGCCCACUGCAAACAGUCUCGCCCAGCGAUCACUGAACAGUGCAGCCAACCGGGGUCGAGGCGCCGGACCCGGGGCACGAGGGCCACCUCCUCCACCAAGGGACAACAUGGGCGGCAUGGGUGGUUUGAGUCAGCGGGGCCCGCAGCGGAGAGAUGCUCGCCCUUCUUCCCCUACACUGUUAGACAACACGGGCCACCCUGCCCCCGAUCACCAAACGCAGGGGAUGCAGGGGAUGGGAGGGAUGAUCGGUCAAGGAAUAGGGAUCGGUGGUAAUGUUGGCGGAAUGAGUAGUAUGCAGCAACAGCCACUGCAACAACAGCAACAACAGCAGCAGAUGCGACAGCAGCAACCGUCAAUGAUGCAGCAACAACAAAUGCAGCAAAACCAGCAAGCCCAACAACAACCCACGACCUCAGCGUCAUCCGGUGGUGUCUUCUCUACAGCUACCAAUCUGCUAUCUGGGGCCGCCGGAGCCGCUACCGGUGGUCUAUUUGGCAAAAAACCAGCCGCACAGACCCAGCAGCAACCCGGCCAAAUGAACCAACAGCCCCAACAACAGUCAUCCGGUCCAUUUAGUAGUUUAGGAAUGAACAUUGGUUUGGGCGGCAGCCAACAGCAGCAACAACAGCAACCCGGGCAACCUGGACAGCCAGGUCAGCCCGGCCAACCUGGUCAACCUGGUCAGCCUGGGCAACCCGGUCAACCAGGGGGACCCAACAUCAUGGGCAAGAUUCAAGAAAUGGCAGCACCAGGCGGUGAUAUCCUGUCCAAAGGUAAAGAGCUGAUAUUUAUGAAAUUUGGACUUGGUGGUAAAUAACCCCAGGCAUUUAGUUUACAACAUUACAAAUAUAAUUACGACUAUUAUCACUGGAACUGUAAUGAAGCUAGACUAUACUGUACAAUAUUAUUGCUAUGAAUUACUCUCAACAUUCUGAAUCCUACGACAAACACAAUACGGGAUGGAAAGGUAGCAUAAAUGAGUCGGAAAAUGAAGGAACAAGUAAAAUAGGCUAGUCUGUAAAAAGUAAAAAAAAAAUCGUUGUCAAUAGCUUUGGUUUAUACAAAAUGGGAAGAUUGAAACAUGUAAAUACGACAAAAGCUAGUUUUUUUUAGGUUUAAUGAAGUUUAAUAAUUAUAGCUAUAGUGACUAGACAAAAGAAAACAAAGACAUGAUCACGCACACGUAUUUUCCGCAAAGUUUCGACAAAGUAUUGUUUACCCCAUACGAUUUUCCUCGACUUAACAAUUGUUUGUUCUACUUCGAAAACAAUGGAAACAGUUCUUCAAAGAUGUAGAUAAAACUUUACAAAGGCGUUUAAACAUUGUUAAUACGUUUCGUUGCAUUUCAAAUUUUGGUUCCGGAAACGAUUUAAGAUGAGAGAAAAGUUAAAAUUAUACAAUGUUGUAGUUAUUACCGGGCAUAAAAGACAAGUUCUAACAUUAAGAUGAGUGAUCAAAAAAAAAAACAAAGUGAAUGACAAGGUGAUAUUUACAUUUAAAGCAAAUCAUUACCCAUAUCAUUCCAUAAAAUAAUGCUAUAAAUAUAUCAUAUAUAUUUAAAGAGAUGAACAAAUCAACAUUCAUGCUUCAAAGUGCUGUUCAAACAUUAGAAAUCACCAAAAAUGCAUCUUUACAAUUGUGUAUCCAUAAUCCAUCACCACAUGCUAGCAAAUAUGAAAGUAACAAAACGUAAUUGAACCGAAGCGAAGCGUCUUUAGCACAACAUGAUAUAUUAAUUAUUAUUAAUCAAGUAUAAGUAUUUCAAUAAUAAUGAAACAAAAAUCUUGAGAUCAAUCUUUAUCGUUAUCUUAUCAUUGACUCCUAACUUAUAAUGUGAAUUGCAGAGUAAGCAAAUAUCAACCUAUUACACUGUUAUUAUUUGUUACUACCUUUGUUUGUUUAUUCAGAGACUCGCUAAAACGUUGUAUUUAAAGUCACCUAUCACAAAUCUAAAGGAAAAUAUGUAGCUAUUGCAACAAUUAGUGUAUUAUACAAAAGAAAGCAUAAAACAAAAUAAUAAAUUACUUCAAAGCUCCAGCUACUGAUUUGAAGUUUCUCUUGAGCAUAGGAUUCGAAGGCAAAUCGAAUAGCCGAAAACAAAAACAAAAUCCUAGAUCGGCUUGUAAAUAACAGUGCUAGGUCGGUAAGUAUGAAACAAAUCUUAGCGAAACGAACGAUUGUUGCCGGUUGUUAGCUGAACGAAACACGGCCGAACGUUGACAAAGAACAGAAAAACUUUAAUUCCAGGUGAAAUGUUAAAAAAAAAUAAAGACGACCACAAAUGUUUACCCACCAUUAUUAAAUUGAGAAUAUUUAUAGUUAUUAACCAAACUUUAAAAAUAAACAAAACGAAAGAAAAAACAACAAAAAAUAACCAAUUUUGUGACGAGUCAUGAUGACGCGCUAAUGGAAAAAGGAAUGUAACAUAAAAGCAAACAAGAAAAAAAAACAAAAAAACUAAACUCGCUAACAAACUUUAACAUAUGACCACUCUCACUCCAAGCAAGCCGGGAAUCAAUAAGUUACAUCAGACGAAUAUUGCGACGAUGUUGUGUAGGAAACCAACACACCAUAACACUCGUAUUGUACGGUACACUGGAGUACGUUUACCAGAGGUGGCUUCAAUUUCUCGAUGUAAUAUGUAUGUUCAAGUUCAUUAUAUAAAUAACCUACUUAAAUUAAUCUAUUUGGCUAUUCAAUUAAAAGGAGAUGUACGCCAAAAUGAAUGUUUAGUGUUUUCGUUUUUACAUUCCGAUUAAUUCGUGUUGAAUAAAUUAGUAAAGACAGUAUUUUCUUCCUUUACUCGAAACCACUUUUUCAUUUUAAUUAAACAAAACCGCAUAAAAAACGGAUAAGAAUUGUCGGACGGACGUCGUCCAAGACAAGCCAACCAUUUGCUUGCGUCUGCCCGACGUUGUACGACAAAUUCUUACGGGUUUGUUGCUCAAUACGGUUUGGAACAUAGAUAUUUUAUCGCCAAAUUGGAGCAAUCUCUGAAAUAGUUACUCACACACAGACGCGUGUCUCCUUCCACACAUACACAGAUACACACAAACAAUACAUGUACGUACUAUCAACACGUGCACCGUUUUGCUAAGAUGAGGUGAGGUAAUGUCGAAAUAAUUCCAGCUUCUGUAUUUUUGGAUAUGAAAAAAUUAGCGGCCUUCUUACUUUCUUUUCAAAACGUCAAAAAGUUUGUUCUGCUAUUUUUGUAGAUCAAGCCUAUGGUACACCCAGGAAAAAUGCGGUCUGCGGUUGUUAUCAAAAGCUAUAGUUUCAAAAAAAAUUAAACAGUGAAGGACUUCUUAGUAAUUAUUUCAUCUAACCUUGGACAGAACAUGAAUCGAAUGGCGUUGCAAGGCCAGAAACGUAAGUAGUUUUCAUGUAUUUUAUAUUGAAGUUAUUUUCUUUUGAUUUUGAAUUACUUUUUCUCUAACUGACUCUGUGUUAAUUCGCAUUGAACGCCGGUGAUGGCUAACUGUGGCUUGCCCAAUUUAACGCGCGCGCUCCGGAAUGGCAGCCAGCUCAAACUAUUUUGAUCGCUUUCACUUAAUUAAUCUUACUCCUUCGGCGAGAAAUUGCACACCUAUUACGUUUCAUUAUAACAUCAAUUACAGAAGUAUAACAAGAUUCUUGCAUCGCUCUCCUUGUUUUUCUAGGGCCCGACGACUGUAGCUUGGCAUGAGGUCUGGUCAAAAUUUUACAGCACACAUACAAACUUGUACUUACUCCUCUCAUAUACAUGCGCUACAAAACGUGCAUGCUUUACUUGAACAAUGCAGCCAUACAGAAACAAAACCAAAUUGUUAGGGUUUUACUUAAAAAAAACAUUGGCGGAACUAGCUAAAGAGGUUAGCCUCACUUUGCAUUGUGAAAAUUUAAGCAUCUUUAGUAAAAAGAGAUCAAUUCUUUAAACUUAAAAAUUAUAGUUCGCUAUCCGAAUAAUUCGCUAAAUAUGCUUAAUGAAAACCCCAGCGUAAUUUCUAUUAGUAUCGCUUCAAUAAAAUUACAUCCACCAAUUGGUAUUUAAUUUCAAUACGUUGACGAAAUAUAACGUUCGAAGAAUGCCGGGCGCUACAGCCCCCCAAAUCAAUGCUAGUUCCGCCAAUGCCGAACAACAGGUAUGACUCGAACAACUACGUUACUCAUCAUACAACAAAAGGUGUAUUUGGAAUUUCUGACGACAUAUUUUUACCUCUGCGAGUUAGGGUUAUUGAUUCACACCAAAAGUUUUAUCAUAUGUUGCUGCAGUAUUACGUCCAUCACAAAUGAUAUUACCGAGUAUGGUCAUCGUUUUUUAAUUAAUUUAAUACCACGACCACCCUUUGAGUUAUCCUUUCGAAACAUUAUGUUGUUUUUUAUGAAUGACUAAAGAUUGGUCAUUUAGAAAGGAUGCACUUUCGAAUGCGUGUAUUGUUGUUUACAACCAUUGUUUCUUAAAAUGAAAUAAAAGUAAUAACACAGAACAGAAUACAGAAAUGGAAGGUAUUCUACACAUACUAGAUAACCUCGCAGUAGUGAGACUUUCUACGAAAACAUCCACACACGAAAGUAUAUAGAAGCAAAAGAGAGUAAGUGUUCUGCACAUAUUGCAGUUAUUUCCCAGAUAACACAAGAUCGUAAUAGAAAGUUCACAUUAAGUCGUAUGCAUGUCCAUUUUACAUUGGAAUUGCAUAAUGAUUAGAGUAUGUCAAGGCGAAGUGUACAAUAAGUUGGUUUGCGGUCGUGCGUGUCGUCAUAUACAACUUAUUGCUGUGAAUUGUAAAGCAGUAUAAAUGACUGUAACAUUUAGAUAUAUCUUAAUCGUAUAUUAAGGAUUAUUAAGUUGCGCGUUCCAAAAAUUGUUGUAUAGAAUGUAAGAUAGAAUUAUCAAAAUUUUUGCACGUAUAUUGCCUCCACUUUGGUACUUAUAUGUUCUUAUGUGGUGUGAAAUAUAACUUUUUCGUACGGAUAUGAAUUCGUAUCUCUCAGUGGCAACCGAAAUAUACAAACCAAAUUGUUUACUGGGUUCUCUCUAUGCGAAAAAGCUUUCAAAAGAAAAAUAAAAUUGAAUGAGACUCUGUUACCACUUUUGGUCGUCGCAAGGUUUGAACUUCAACUUCUGUUCUAAGGUAAUAACAUUAUAUUUCAUAAAAAACUGACAAAAAAUUGUGUCAGCACCCUUCAUUUUUAGCUUCCGCCUCAUUAUCGCCCAAUACUCGUUUAUUGGACGAAACUGGCGCCAAUUUAUUAGACUCGGGACACAUUCUAGCAUUACGGAACACAAUUAGCAGCCAUUUUUACUGUGUAAAUCGGUUCUUGUUUCACCAAAAUUUUGAUAAAUAGCUAACAAAAUUGGUUACUAAAGGGGACUUCACUUUGCAAUUGUAACCUAAAGGGUGUCCCACAUCAAAUUGCACCACGGAAGAAACGAUGUAGAAAAUUGCCCAUUGGGUAUUUUCUCUUUAGAAAAUUUAAGUAGAAGUAGUUUAGAGUGCAUUGUUCACGCUCUAUUUUUAUAGCGGCGAGUUUUUCGAAAAUUGUAAAAAAUGGCUUCACCCGAAAAGCACCGUUUAUUUUGCGCAAGCACCUGGAAAAUCUUCAACAUUAAUGAUGAGACUUACGUCAAGGCGGACUUCUAAAUCACCCUAUUGAGAUAAACGCCACUUUUUUGAAAAUUUCCACUGCACAAUACUAAACUACAUGUUUAUUGUUCUGUCUAUAUUGCACUGAUGCGGAUAUAGUUGCCACUCGCCGAGAUCUGUGCACAUAAAAAGUGAGGGUGUUUCAAAAUUUCCAAUAAUGUCAAAUGUAAAUGGUAGAUAAGUAUCUAGUUAUCAAUUUCAAGGUUCUUGCGAACCACGAAAGUGCAUUAAUUUUUUCCACUCUUAUUACAACACAAAACCUGUUUUCUACCGGUCGCAACUAACUGGAGUCCAGGCCCAGUUUUACUUGCCUUCGUUUUUUUCCUUCCCAAUAGACAGAAAGAUUUCAUGCUGUUUGAGUGGGGUAUUUAUAUCGCAGUGUAUCUCCACGGGAAGGAAGCAGGUGAGCAGUCCUUGCAGGUAGAAAAAUCAUUGUUGUUAAGGUUAACGUUGCUGAUUUUAUUGCUCGAAUGUUCCAGCAUUCUGUUGAAGUGGCCCGCUGAGAAGCGCUGCUUGUUUUGCGUCAGACCUUUUGAAAUCCUUACUAGCAUGGGAUUUCACCCAUAAUUGUCCGUUUCUAAAAUGCCCCUGGAUACCAUGAUUUUUUUAACUUUCCUUCCUACAAUUUUCGCCACGGAUGUCAGCUACAUUGGUGUGAAUACAAAUAUUUUUCAUUUUGGCGUACAACCCAAAUCACAUUAAAGUGAAGCAAAAUAUAAUCAUUAGACGUGCUGAGUAAGCUUUUUUUAUCAACAGCCACAAACCAAACGACACAAGCAUGAAACUGUGCUAGGGUAACAACAUUGAACGAUCUUUCUCUGCAUAUUUACAGCAUUCCAUCGCGAUUGAAUCAAUGUAUUCAGCAAAAAACUCAAGCAGCACAAUUUUAGCACUUUUAGUUGCAUAAACUUAUUUAUGACAAGAAUUAGUCAUAUAUCAGUUAACAUAACUACUUUGUAACAACUGUGUUAGCAGGGAAUACCUAAUGUAGACUGACCAGACAUCUUGAAUCUCGCGCGACAUUCUCGAAUUUCCAUUGCCUGUGCCAGAUGAGUGUCCCAUGAAGUGUCCCGCUCUGAUUGAUUAAUUAUUGAUCGUUCCAGUUGAAUGUUUAAACCUUUAGAGAAAAGCUACAUAUGACAGAUUUUUUCUGGAAAUUUCGAACGGUUUACCCAGUCAGCCAGUGGGUCAGUUUUGUCCCUUUUUUCAUAGAAUACUGAACUAAAAAACUCUUUAGUUAUCACAUGAUGACAUAUUUCUAAAUAUCAUUUGUUGUGGUACGUAAUACUACGUUUCUAAUCACCGGUAACGAGUAGCACUAAUUUCCAUCCAUGAACCAGACGCAAAAGAUAACGUAAAAAAUGACAACCGCUAUAGAACAAUCUCUCUUUCAAUAAUUCAAACGAUACGUAGAACUGAAAUUUGGGAACCAAUAUAACACAACUAAAUGGUAUUAAUUUUACGUAAACCACGCAAGUGGUUGCGAUUUUUUUUAUUUCCCAGCCAAAUUAGCGCAAAGAUGAGCAGAAUGCGAUUAUAAAACUAUAAAGUUAGUAAGAUAUUGUAACUGAUUACAGAAUAAAAUUUUCUAGACCGACAACGAGAUUAGAGCAAGUUGUAAGAAUCAAGCAAAAAUGGUUCUAAUUUUUCAUUUCAAUUCGGUCAAAUUUGUCGUUCAACAUGUCAUUAUCUAGUUCUCCAGAAUAGAGAAAGCAGUCAAAUAUUUACUUCACCUCAACUUUUUACUGACUUUUCAGCUAACUACUUCUAAAGAACACAGAAAAAAAACACACUCAACUUACAACAUGAACAAAUCUAUCAAACACGCAAUAUUUGUUAACAAAACAAAAUCAACUCAUAGUAACUAGACGCCAAAAGAUUGGUAAACAAUGUGAAUAUGCGGGCAAGGUGAUAGAAAAGGGUUCGAUCAGUACUGUAAAACACUUUAAAAUUAGUAGUAUUCGUUGUUAUAUUGAAGAAAAGAAGAGAAAUAAAUAAAUUGAAAUAAAAAAUUAAGUUCGGUGCCUUCUGAAUGUUUGACGCGUGGAAUUAACCUUUUAGUGCUACUACCUUCGUGUCGUGCUUUUGUAUUUUAACAAACACUUGUUUCGUUUGGACAGCAAGAGAAAGCAAGCCUCCAUUUUUAUUUUUGGAGCGCGUUUCUUAUAGAAUUGAAUACAAUUUCAUCUUAUUCAUGUACUCUUCCUACCAACUAAACGUUCUUGUGCCAGCAGUUCCAUUUUGAAUACAUAAAUUACCUUACGCUGUAUAUGACUGUCUUUUAUUCCCAUGUGCACAUCAACGUAACACUUCCUUCAUCUUUAGUUGGAACUACAUAGCUCAAAUUCAUUCAGCUCUUGGUAACGAAUCGGCACAAAACAUCCACAGAUAAUUCCGCUUGUCUUAUUCUUGUUUUGUUUCCUUUGCCAUUUUGCAAAAAAAAAGUUUACAUAAAAACUAUUGGAAGAAAACAGCAAAAUCAGCCGCUGCUACGAAACAAGCACGACAAGAUAGCUGCAGCUAGCGAAUCAUUGGAAGUGAAAAGAAAAUCUGGAUGAAUUACAAUAAGCUGAAAUAGAGCAACGCAAAACAAUGUUAAAAAAUAGCUGAUGUGGAGAAGCGUAGUGCUUUGUACAUUUAUUGAGAUAACAAACAGUAGAUAUACCACUAAGAAAAUAUGAGUAAACUAAAAAUAAAACACUAUUCCAAAAACAAAUGCGCUUCUCAUGCUUUUUGUAAAUAGUCACGACGAAGACUUCUUCAUUUUCUAUAGCCAUGUAAACAAGGUAGCUAUUAUCGAAGGUAAAGCAACACAACAAAAAUAAAAGAAAGCUAAAAGCUAUGACUAUCUUUAUACACAAGAACCAAGAAAGAGCCGUGUUUUACAAACUGUUUGCAUUUUGAAUUCCGCAAUAAUGCCACGAAAUGCUUUUCUCUCCAAAACUUAACCGUCGGAUAAAACCUUGAACCAGUAAGUACAGAACGAAACUUCACUUUCGGCUUAACUUUACUCAUCGCUUGGUAUGCUCGUCUCUCUUGUAUCUAACGGUGUAAAUUAUGUCCAGAACAAAACGGUUUACGCUAUCUCAUCAGUAUAUACCAAGUCUAAAACACGGAGAACAAAAACAAUAAUUAAUUAUAAUGAUCAAAUCAAUAGGAAGAAGAAGAAUCGCACGAGAUGACAGCCAAAUUCAAAUUUUCAACUCUCAAUAAUUAGUUUAGAAGCGGAAAGAAACUAAGAAAAAUUCUAGUGUAGCAAACAAACACGAUACACAUUCAAACAAUCUCUAUGAUGAAGGUGGAAUGAUUAUUAUAGAUUAUUGCAUAAACGUACUUCAUUUAUGUAUAAAACUGACAAAACCGGAAAAUAGCGUGACAAGCAGUGUUUUGACAAGUAGCUGUCGAAGAGAGAUUCUAAUAAAGCGAAAUGUGCGAAAAUUCGAGAAAAAAAGCAUCAUGGUCGAUCUUUUUCUAAUUUCAGCUUUACAAAUUAUGAAGCAAACACAUAUCAUACCUGCAACGGAUUUUUUUUUCUUCCAAUUGCUAACGCAAUUGAAACCACAUUGACCUAAAUUCUUUCCAUGAACACUCAAUGGACACUUGUCUCGAAUGAAAUUUCUACAACAAUGUACACGCCAUUAGGUUGAAACCUCAACACUGCUUGAAGUUAUUCACAUACAAUAGGUACAGAGAUUUUUGUUUGAACUUAUUAUCCCCAAACGUCAGUAGCUUUUCGACUAUCGAAAAACAAAAACAGUAGCGUUACUUCGAGUGCACGACAACAACAACAAGAACAACGCAUGGCUUGAAAGGUACAAACAAGUUCAACGGCUAUACUAAAACAGAAAACAUUGCAGCGUGAUAUAGCUACAUCAGACCACACACAAAAAAGCCACACAAUGUAAAGAACUCAACCAUACCAACAGGAAAGUAAACCAACAAGAAACAACAAUAAAACAGGCGGAAACUAACAGAAGAAAUACAUCUUUGUAACGAUACUGUUCAAGAGAACAUUACAAGCAGAAAAAUCAAUAAAACCGUAAAUGUAAUGAAAA
This is a messenger RNA of Sabethes cyaneus, 13953 nucleotides long. RefSeq lists its product as uncharacterized. Gene Ontology annotation, molecular function: protein binding. The record is from RefSeq and is a predicted model, not a curated record. The coding region runs from base 76 to 5091 and encodes 1671 amino acids. Gene Ontology annotation, biological process: neuromuscular synaptic transmission. The transcript is spliced from 20 exons. NCBI's taxonomy places the organism in Eukaryota, Metazoa, Arthropoda, Insecta, Diptera, Culicidae.